Mercenaria mercenaria is the source of this 1455-nucleotide messenger RNA. RefSeq lists its product as uncharacterized. The record is from RefSeq and is a predicted model, not a curated record. The coding region runs from base 309 to 863 and encodes 184 amino acids. Lineage: Eukaryota; Metazoa; Mollusca; Bivalvia; Venerida; Veneridae. The transcript has 4 exons.
AAAAAUGAGGAAGUUCAACUUGCAAUUAAAGUUGUUAUUUAUUUAUCAUAAUAGUGCUGGACAGAAUACGAUAUAUGUUCAUUUAACAUUCAUUUACACAAGAAAACAUAAAGUACCAGCUGUCCUGGUACACCAGAAAAAUCAUAUUUAUAUCAAUCCAACAGCUGUUAAAAGUCUUUUCCAAUAUCAAUAUUAGAAAGCGCAAUAAUAAAUAGUGGACACAUAAUUAAGAUUUCUGACACUAAGCGUUUUUGUGUUGGACGUAAACUAUCGCAACAACGUGGAGGUAAUAUUUUAGGGGCUACAAUAUGUCUGACUGGGAACAAAUGGUUGACAGUCCAGCGGAGGAAAAGGAUUUAACUAAAACUGUCGUUAUUGCGAUGGAUGGCAGUGAAUACUCUGACUAUGCUCUGCAGUUUUACGUGGACUGUUUACACAGACCGGGAAAUACAGUUUGGCUGGUGCACGCUACUGAGUAUAAAAUUGUCUCAAAUCCUGCGGUAGCUUUAAUGUCUGGAAGCACAGAUAUGACGUUGGUUACAAAAGAAAUAAAAGCAGAGGAAGAAAAAACAGCUGAACUCAUAGAGAAACUUCAACAGAGAAUGAGCUUUCUGAAGAUCGAUGCCAAUAUUCAAAGUAUUCAUGGGGAUGUUGGACCUUCCAUUAUCACAUUUGCAGAUGAAAAGAAUGCCGACUUUAUUGUUGCUGGUUGCCGUGGAAAAGGAAUGUUACGCAGAACACUGACUGGAAGUGUGACCGAUUAUAUCACCCACCAUUCCCAUAUGCCUGUGGUUAUCGCUAGAAAUGCCGAUCAUCUUGAGAAACUGCACCUUCAUAUGCCCUUUAAACAAAAGAAGCACUAAAGUACACGUUAUGUCCAUUUCAUCAAGAAAAUAUCAAAUUAUUGCAAUGAGUAACAAUUAUUUAAAGUGUAAAACUCCUACCUGAAACCUAUGUGUAUCGUAACCUAUGGGCAUACCUUUAACACAUCUAAUUAUUCUGACUUAAUGAAAAUGAUUAAAGCGACCAAUAUCAUUCCGUUGCAUGAAUUCGUUUAAAUGUCGUUGUUAUACAGAAUUUUCUGAGUUUUUACUGAAUAUUUUCCAGUAUUUUACUGAAGUGUCUUAUUUUAGCUGAUUGUUAAUCAGUAUGGUAAUGGUUUGGUGGACUGUAUUAUGCAUUAUUAGAUGUUUAGGAGGACUUUGCGCAAAGUAGGUAAAUCAGCCCAAUAGGCACCUUGAUGAAAUUGGACUGGUGAGAUAAGGUCAAAUGUAUACAUGUUUAUUUGUAAAAAGGACAAAUUCCACGAUUAUUAAAACAUAGAUAUGUUAGCAGUUAUUACUUUAGUAAAGAAUUCUCAGAAAAAAAUUGAGGGAUAUUUUGUAGAAUAAGUUUAGUUUACUUGUACUUUGCUGGACGUACUACGAAUAAAGCAUAUGAUUAUAAAACCAUGGA